This is a messenger RNA of Monascus purpureus, 1466 nucleotides long. Lineage: Eukaryota; Fungi; Ascomycota; Eurotiomycetes; Eurotiales; Aspergillaceae. The record is from the annotation of a GenBank genome assembly.
UUAUCCACACACUCCCAACUGAUGUUGACGUCCUUCAGCCUCGAAAAACGGCCUGCCGAUCGGUUCUACCACUCGACAGUAUGAAUCCGCCGUCCGUUUUCGAAUUGGAUCCCAAGGACCCUGCACCUCCCUAUCCUCCUCCGCCGAAAUAUACUGGCCCUAUUACCGUCGCUGAGACAGGCAAUAAUCCCGCGCCGCAGCCUCCGCAGCCUCCGUCCGGUCCAUGUGGGUGGUCCCGCAUAACGAAAUGGCGAGUGGGGGCCCUCGUUGUUACAGCCCUGAUCGUGGCCGUGGUGGUCGGCGCUGUUGUCGGAGUCCGCAACCGUAACAACAAUCGAUAUCCUAACUACUCCAAGCUCAACUAUACGUUGGUGGAUACCUAUGAGGGGCCGUCGUUCUUCGACAACUUCGAUUUCUUUUCCGGCGAGGAUCCGACGUACGGAUUCGUUCAAUAUGUCAACCAAGAGGUGGCACAGGACUUGAACCUGACCCAUGCGACGGAUUAUUCCGCCAUUCUCAGAGUCGACACGUCCAACACCAACGCGGUAAAUGGACGACAAUCGGUCCGGAUUGAAUCCAAGCAGGCCUACGACACUGGCCUCUUCCUGUUCGAUGUCAUUCACUCUCCGUAUGGCUGUGGCACCUGGCCAGCCCUUUGGCUGACAGACCCCAAUAAUUGGCCUACAAAUGGUGAAAUCGACGUCAUGGAAUGGACCAACAUGGCGAACAAGGGAAACGAGGUGACUCUGCACACGACAUCCGGCUGCUCGAUGAAGGCGAAGCGGAAGCAGACGGGGUCUUCGGUGAUGACCGACUGUGAUACCAAGCACGGGAAUAUCGGCUGCGAGGUUCAAGGCCCGCCUAGUAGCGGUGGGAAGGCAUUUAACGAGAACGGCGGGGGAGUAAGUACUCCAUUCUUUCAAACUUUCAGUUGAUAUUAAUCUGUUAAUCUGACAGAUAUACGCCCUGGAACUCCGAGAUGCCGGUAUCAGAACCUGGUUCUUCCCUCGCGAUUCCAUCCCCAACGACAUCACCAACACGACCGGUUCCCCGGAUCCCUCGAGCUGGGAGGAGCCCUUGGCUGAUUUCCCCAGCACACACUGCGAUAUUCCCUCGCACUUCCGCAACCAGAGCAUCAUCGUUAAUAUCGAUCUGUGUGGUGAACUGGGCGCUCAACCCCGGUUAUACAAGGGCAUGUCUCACUGUCCGGGGACGUGUAAGAGGUUUGUUGCUACGAAUGCGACAAGUUUUCGGACAGCGUAUUGGGAGUUUGCUAGCUUCAAGGUCUACCAAGCGAGUUAGACUGUUUCUUUGGGUUAAUUUGGUUCUGAUGAAUUUGCUAUAAUGACCAUAAUAAUGUUUAUUUACGAAGUGAAUGUUUUUCGCUGGAAUGUUAGAACAACUACAAGAGUUAAUUAAUCUCCUUUGGAAGAGCUCGAAACAAUCUGGAAUAGAAGAGCAACCCC